AUGGCAAAAUCCAACUAUCCACCAUAUGGGAUAGACUAUCCUGACGGUCCAACCGGCAGAUUCUCCAAUGGCCGGAAUACCCCAGAUUUUCUUGCCCAAUUCCUAGGUUUUGAUACCCCAAUUCCACCUUUUGCAUCUGCAAGAGGCUCAAAGAUCCUCAGAGGUGUAAAUUAUGCAUCAGGUGAAGCAGGAAUUCGUGAAGAGACGGGAUUCCAUGUGGGCGAUCGGAUCAGCUUGAAUAGACAGUUACUGAAUCACAAGACAACUAUAUCACAAUUUUCUCUUUUACUUGGAAGAAAUGUGGGUGCAAUAAAAGACUACCUUAACAAGUGUUUGUACAUAGUUAAUAUCGGUGUCAAUGAUUACAUUGCCAACUACUUUUUGCCACAAUACUACUCAACAAGUCUAGUAUAUACUCCCGAUCAGUUUGCAGCCAUCUUGAUUCAACAAUAUUCUCAACAGCUAAGGACCCUUUACAGCUAUGGAGCAAGAAAAAUUGCCAUAUUUGGGCUUGGUCGAUUGGGGUGCCUUCCACAAGAAUUGGCUAUGUAUCCACCUACAAAUGGAUCUUCAUGUGUGGAGCCCAUUAAUAAUGCAGUCCAGCUAUUCAAUAACAGACUGAAGCCCAUGAUUGAUGACCUCAAUAGCGAUUUACUAGACGCAAAAUUUAUCUACAUAAACAUUACCAGCAUUUCUUCAGGAGAUCCUUCAGCUAUUGGUAUUAAAGUUGUGAAUGCUCCAUGUUGUAUAGUAUCAACAACUUUUGCCAAGGGAUUUUGUGUUCGCGGAAAAGUUCCAUGUAAUAACAGGAAAGAAUAUAUGUUCUACGAUAAUAUUCACGACACAGAGAUUGUGAGUUUUGUCACGGCAACAAGAGCAUAUAAUGCAACAUUACCAGUCGAUGCCUAUCCAACGGAUAUAAGUAACCUAGCUUUGCAAUAA
Fraxinus pennsylvanica is the source of this 942-nucleotide messenger RNA. NCBI's taxonomy places the organism in Eukaryota, Viridiplantae, Streptophyta, Magnoliopsida, Lamiales, Oleaceae. The record is from the annotation of a GenBank genome assembly.